This is a messenger RNA of Symbiodinium sp. CCMP2592, 1605 nucleotides long. The record is from the annotation of a GenBank genome assembly. NCBI's taxonomy places the organism in Eukaryota, Dinophyceae, Suessiales, Symbiodiniaceae.
AUGGAUGUCCCGGAGUGCUUCUGCGUACAGGGUCGCGAAUUCCACAUUCCUCGCGCCCAUCUCGCCGGACUUGGCGCCGAAUUGCCGCAAGCGCUCGGGGAGAGAGAUCCGAAUUUCUUCCAGAUGCUUUGCGACUUCCUUGCCUGGCGUGCUGGCACAGAGUCGCCUGGAGGAGUCCUGCAGUGUACAGCCCUGGAUGCUGCCAAGCACCAAGUGAGCUUCAGGCUGGCGAGUGGCGCUUCCGUGCAAGCAGAGGAAGAAGUGGACGGGACACUGAAGGUGCAGGCAAAAGAGCGCGUCGCGGAGAUCGUCUACGAGCCGCUCUCGGAGGAAGAGCCCUGUCCCAUCCAAGGGGUCUGGUUGCACAAGGAGGCCGUGAGCUGGACGAUGCUCUCCGCCGCGGGGAAGAGGCGCCUCCUCCUCGCAAAAGCUGCCCCGGUGCAAGACUUCGAGAUUCCAGCGAAGUGGCAGGAGCCUGGAAUGGAGAGGCUCUUCUGGGCGGAGAUGAGUUUUUACCAGGCUUUCGAGCUGGAGAUGGCCAUGAUGUCCGCCCUCUUGCGGAAGCUUCUGAAGGUCUACUUCCCACAGGGCCUGGAGGCCUUCGCCGAGUGGCAGCUCGAGGCCCCCUGGAAUCAGGAUGUCCCGGGCGGCACGCGCCUAUCCGUUGAGGGCGUGCGCUGGGUGCUCGACGGGGACAAGCUGUUCAGGUCCCGGAAAGCAGAAGCAGCCAGUGGCAAGGUCACUUUUCUACACUUUCUGGGUGCUUCUCAAAAAUUGAGAUCCCGGCAGCUGCCCUUGAACUCGCAGCACGUGCUUCUGGCGGAUGGCUUGAUUGCCGGGGAGCAGACCACGGCGUAUCAGCCAGAGCCUUCAGGCGGAGUUCCCAUUUUCGAUGCCUUCCGCUGUCUGCUUUUGGGAGUCGGCAACGGCGGCAGAGAGGUGGUGUUGCAGUUUCGAUGCGCCAGCGGUCCGGUCUCCACCUCACCGAGCUUUGGGACGUUCUCGGAAGUUGGCGACUGCUUCUCGUGCGUGGAGCACGUGGUCUCCGUAGGCGAGGUCUGUGUGGAGUGCACAGUGACAUCGGACCGACUUCCGCCGUUUCGCCUUGACGGCUUACUGGGUGGAUCCUGGCUUGUAUUGUGGUGCCAGCCCAUGCCAACCCCUGAGGAGAUCUGCACUUCGGGUCGCUCCUCGGCCCGGUGCUUCCUCCCCGGGGCCGUGGAAAUCGUGGACGGGCCCAGCGAGGAGGGCGCUGCAGCCUGCUGCCGUGACUUCGCAGCUGCGCGUGGUCGGCUCGAGGUGCAGCUCGCAUCCUUCCUGACCGGCACCAGGCCUCAACUGAAGCAGUGGCCGAGCAAAGGCAGGAUUCAAAAGGCAGCUGCGCAUUGGUUAGCUCUUCAUUUCUGGCCGGGCAAGAGCUAUGCGGAGAUUGAGGUGGAUUGGAUCAUCGCCACGCGGCACCACAUCAGCGCUAAAGCUCCAGACUGUGGACGGAUACGGAAAGACCUCGAGAGGACCGGCUUCGUGCGCAGGGAGGCUGGCGGCGGGAAGUUCUGCUUGCUGCCUGAGAAGGUGGAGCAACUGCUGCUGGAAGCGGAGGGCUAG